CUUCCUCCCAUCAUAAGAGUUAACUGUUAAAAAAUAAUUUAUCAUAGUAACAUCCACAAUCAAAAGAGCUGGAAUGAUUUGUUACUAAUAAUGAAUUUCUUAUCAUUCUUUUUAGGAGUGUUUGGUAGUUUUAUUACCACAGCCUCCUCCCAACAAAAUGUGUCGCAAAAUAUGCCUCCAGCUAAUAACAAUUCUGUUUCCAACACAACUCCAAAUUAUUCGAGAAAACCAGAAAAUUGGCCUGGCGAGUACAAUGGUGGUAAUAAUAAUAGAACGCUUUUUGCGGAUUGGCUUUUAAAUGGCAAUUGGAGCUCAAAUUUCAGACCACCAUCUCAUAACAGAGUAUUUGAAUAUCCAGGAUAUGAUGGCUGGUACAAUAAUUUAGCUAGACCCGACUCUGGAGCUAUUGUUACUUGUACAGUAAAUUGUCAACAGGAAUGUUUUAAAUUAAAAACUUCAAUAACACAAAAAAUAGAACAAGAAGGUUUUCAUAGGGAUAUAUGGUGGUUAUUAGAAACAGCAGACGUUUCUAAAGAGACUUGGAUACAGUCAAAAUGCAACUUGGCACUGAAACUAGAAAUUUCAAACAGUAUGUUCGUAAAUCCUGAUGAACUAGCUGAACUUAAUAGAAUGGGGGAACUCAGAGGUUAUAUAGAAGGGAAGAUAGAUGUAGAAGCUCCAGCACACGAAGCCACACAUCAUACAGUUUAUAUGUUUUUAAAUAAUUCUGAAAUUGAUAGAAUGACUAUCACAUUACCAAUUCAUUUACGGUACCAGAGGGGCCAGAUUACAGGUGGUUAUGGAAAGGCACCCUUAAGGAAGCCAAGUUUAUUAGUAUGGUGUCCUGAUUCAUUGAAUAUAAUUUGUGGGAAAGGACUAAAAGUUGAAGCCCCAUGUGAUGAAAAAGCAAACUCUGUAUGUAUCUGGAAAAAUUUAACUUAUUAUGCACACUUCGAUGAUUUGGAACUUUUUGUACCGGUAGGCGAUUUAGAUGAUUACCCAUUAGUUUCGAUUGUAACACUUUUAUUGGGUUGUGCAGGAUGUAUUUAUAUUUUGUCUGUGUUGUCUACUACACCUUUACCACUCUUAAGAAGGUGGCCAGCUGCAUACCAAGAUGGUACCUAUUUACCCUCAGGUUUUGACCGACCGAACCCAAUACAGCUUAGUGAAGAACUUUUAAGUGGAGACAUAGGGCAAAUGUCAAAAAAUGGAAAAAAUGCCUUGCUUGUUUUCUUUGGACAACAAGUUGUUGAAGAAAUUUUGGAUGCUCAGAGGCCAGCUUGUCCACCUGAAUAUUUUAAUAUUCCAGUUCCAGAGAAUCAUACAUACAGGACGCAUCCCGGUCAUUCUGAAUUACCACUACUUAGGACUCGAUAUGAUAUGAGGACUGGAUACAGCCCUAAUAAUCCUCGACAACAAUUGAAUGAAAUAACACCGUAUCUUGAUGGGGGUUUGUUUUAUGGCAUUACUAAACAAUGGUCAGAUCAACUGAGAACAUAUUCCAAUAGAACAGUGGACAAUGAUGGUAGGCUUGCUUUUUCACAUAAUGGAUUAUUUCCAGAAUACAAUAUUGAUAGAAUACCUAUGGCUAACCCCCCACCUCCGUUCUACCAUGCAGAUUAUGUUAAAGCUCACGAAACUGCCAAAGUCAACAGAUUUUUUAUUUAUUCUUUAUGCUCUUUGCCUACCGCUAGGAUGGCAGUAUCAUCUGAAAAUGUAGCUAUUAUGCCUUGUUUAAGUUAUCACAGGUAUACAUCAGAACUAGGUAAUCCCCGUGGCAAUGAAAAUGCUUUUCUCUUAACAUUUGGAGUGAUGUGGUUUAGAUGGCAUAACUAUCUGGCCAACCGAAUUCGCCAUCAUCACGAUGAUUGGACAAGCGAAAAAGUCUACAACGAAGCAAGAAAAUGGGUCAUAGCAACUCAACAGAGACUGUAUAUGUAUGACUGGCUGCCGGAAUAUUUAAAUAAAAAACUACCUGAUUAUAAAAAAUAUGACGCGAGUAUAGAUCCACAGAUAGAUCAAUUUUUCCAGGCAGCAGCUUUUAGAUUUGGACAUACUCUGGUCGUUCCAGGGGUAUAUUUACGAGGCUAUACAAGGGAGAAUUGCACCACGAAGUUUAACAAUUGGAACAAAAAUGCAAUAAGAACUUGCAACAUUUUUUGGAGACCCCAAGAACCAAUGCUUACAAAAACUGAUGAUAAUGCAACUCUAAUUGAUAUCGAUAGAAUUCUAAUGGGCAUGUCGGUACAGCUGUCGGAAAAGGAAGAUCACACUAUUGUCGAAGAUCUGAGAGGAAACGUCUUUGGACCACUGGAAUUUCCCAGAAGAGAUUUAAUGGCUAUUAAUAUACAAAGGGGCAGAGACCAUGGAUUACCCGAUUUUAAUUCAGCUAGGAGGGCACACUUAAUGCAUCGGAAUAUGACGUCGAUGAAUUUCGACAAUCCGGUGUACCGCAAAACAACGGAGGAUCAAUUUUCGUUAGAGAAAAACCACUUCCAGCCUCAAACGCGGCCAUAUUUAAGUACUGUUGGUGAAGAGGCAUCAGAACCAUUAACAAAAAUUUACCUAACGGAUCCAGUUUAAGCCGAUCUAGAGGGUAAUAAUGAUUAUUAGCCAAAUAUUCCUUGUUUCCAAAGACCAACAAGGCAUUUUCAAACCUCUAGUUUUAUAUCUAAGACUGACUCAAUGACAUAGUUCUUAAAGAAUACUCAUUGAUGUAGGAACGUUGCAAGAUUGUCUCUCAAAUCAACUUGUUAACAUAUAUUUUUUUUUGUUAUUUAUUCCCCUUCAAAGUUUAUUUUUGAAAGUUUAUUGAAUUUAAGAGGCAACCCUGCAAUAGAUUAGAGUUUUGAAAAGUAUAUUUAUUAUAAUUUAUAUUAAAUUUUUAAUUCUCAAGAGUAUUUUAGGGUUUUAAAGAGGUCUAAGACAAACACAUGCUCGAGAUUUUAUUAUAAUUAUAAUAAUUAUGCUGAAACCUAAUUUUCACUUACCAAAGUGUAGAAUACAUAACUAAAAAGAGGCAAUACAUACAGAAGUAGUAUGAUACAAGACGGUGUAUUUAACAAGGGGGUUUAUAUACUUCUAUUGUUAAAACUUUGUCUUGUGCAUUUGUUCUAGUCUAAAUCUUAAGUUUAAUUCGAAUAUGCCAAUUUAGGGUGUUGUUUUAAAAAUGGUAGCACUGAACACAAAGUCGAUUUAUUACAAUUCCAGUAUAUAAAGACUUUAAGUCACCGAUCAGGUAGUUCAUUAUACAGGACAGGGCGUCCAUAACAUACUAAAUUAAUUUUAAUUAAAUGGUUUUUAAGUAAAAAUUAGCUGCAGACAUUUUUUUACUUAAAAUUAUUAUAGAGCGGGUCGGGUCCUGAAAAAGCGCACAGGGUUAUUUAGUAUUUAGUACAAACAAACCUCGUGAUCAAAUCAAUAGAAUGUUAAUGUUAUGGGAUCCCUGUAAAUAUUUAGUUGAAUUUUAUUAGUUAUAAAUUUUUCAUGGUCGUUAAUCGAGAGGGAAAUUAUCUUUUAGGGAAAGGAGGUAGCUUUGCUUAUUUUUUGGCAUAAACAGUUACUGUUAUUGCGAAAUUUGAGAGGGAUUAACAUUUUGGACAUUACAAAUCCUUCUCAGGUCAAUUUUAAUUGUUUAUACUCGUAUUUUUUUUGGUACAUAUUUUGAUAAAAUGUUUUAAGAUUUUUAAAAUAGUUUUAUUGGAUAUUUUAAUGAAACAUUUUUUGGUAUAUCGAUUUUUUACAACUGAAAUGGAAAUUAAUUUAUCUCACUACUCACAUAAUUCCAAUUUGUAAUUUUCUUUUUAAUAAGUUUUAGCAUAUUUUUAACGUGUUUUUUUUGUAAUGUUUAGGUUAAGAUAAUUAAUAGGUUAUUAUGAUUUUAAUGAAUUAAAUUGAAAACUAACAUCGGAAAAUGAUUAUUAAAAGCAGUGUAGAUGUAUGAAAGAAAAUGAAUGCCAGAAUAGUCGAGUACAGUUAAGAUAAAAAGAGAAGGAUUUUUGUCUUUGAUCUCGGAAGUUAACUGAAACAUCCCUCUUAAUUUCCCUUUAUUGCGAUAGAUUUUGUAAUUUAGUAAAAUUGAAUUAAAAUUGCGGUGUUUUGUUAGAUAAUUAAAAAAGAAAAUAAAAGAAAGAUAAUAAAAGUACUACUUGCUUUAAAAUAGUUAAUGCCAUUUAAUGUGAUUUUAGCAUAACUUUUUAAUUUGUUCAGAUGUAUAUAUUUUUGUGAUUUUCUUUCUUGUAUGAAUUCUGAAUGAUUUUUUAUAAAUUCCUUAAAUGUUAUUUGUAUAUAUUGUAUUGUAGGCAAUUUUUCUGUACAUUGUUAAUUUUAGAUUAUUGUUACUUUAAACAUCCCAUUAUUUUUGUACAACUAGCAAAGAAAAAUCAAAAUCUAAUGAAAUUGUAUAUUUUUAUUGAUACAUGGUGUCCGAUCAACCUGUCAAACUUGAAAAAUGUACCUCCAGUUAUUUGCCUCUAAUUUUAAACGUUUUUCUUUGUAUAUAAAAUUUUAUUUAUUAUAUUUAUUAUAAUUUAUUAUACAGUAGAAGCAUUUGGCACCAAUCUCAUUUAAAUUAUAAGUAGUCAAUUAUUUAUAUUACGUAUUUUUUUAAGGCUAUUUGAUAGCAAAGUUUGGCAGAAAUGACACAUCCUGUAUUCAAUAUGACUCUGAUAAUAUUCUAGCUCUAAUAUUCUGUGAUUCCUUUAAUUAUAAUUACAUUAAUAG
This is a messenger RNA of Psylliodes chrysocephalus, 4722 nucleotides long. NCBI's taxonomy places the organism in Eukaryota, Metazoa, Arthropoda, Insecta, Coleoptera, Chrysomelidae. The record is from the annotation of a GenBank genome assembly.